Molecule: messenger RNA, 1737 nt
Organism: Fusarium pseudograminearum CS3096
Lineage: Eukaryota; Fungi; Ascomycota; Sordariomycetes; Hypocreales; Nectriaceae
Exons: 2
Coding region: 1-1737 (578 amino acids)
Cellular component (GO): membrane
Molecular function (GO): acetyl-CoA transmembrane transporter activity
Source: RefSeq, a predicted model, not a curated record
AUGACCGCCAGAGCUCGACGACCCCAGAACAAAUCCGCCCGGCCGCCCCUGACAAUCAAAACUGACGAAACAGAGGAUGCGAAUGGGAACGGUCACAUCAACGGCAACGGCAAAAUGAGCAGCGGAGUAGAGAUGCGCCGAAAGGCUGCUAAUCCAGGAGACGAGAAUGUCGCUGCGAACUUCAUCAAGAGCGAGUCCUUUUCCCUCGACGAUCCUGUUCCCAAGACACCAGCCCUCAACGACCAUGGCUUCUUCGAGCUUCCUCGACAGGACCAGAGAAGUUUCCUUCUUUUGGUGCUUUUAUACUUCUUGCAGGGUAUUCCUAUGGGCCUAGCGACGGGUUCCGUGCCUUUCCUGCUCAAGAACCAUAUGUCUUACAGCGAAAUUGGUGUCUUUAGUUUGGCCUCAUAUCCUUACUCUCUGAAGCUCCUCUGGAGUCCUUUCGUGGACGCUGUCUGGAGCCCCAAGAUUGGUCGACGCAAGACUUGGAUUGUCCCAAUUCAGUUUCUCUCUGGUUUCGGCAUGUUGUGGCUUGGAUCACACGUUGAAAGCAUGAUGGACACGGCCGGAAAGCCUGGCGGCAUGACAGCCUUCUCGUUCAUGCUGUGGUGGUUCUUCCUCGUCCUCAUGUGCGCCACCCAGGAUAUUGCUGUAGAUGGCUGGGCCCUGACACUCCUGACCCCUGGAAACGUAUCAUACGCUUCAACUGCGCAAACCGUUGGUCUCACCGCUGGCCAUUUCAUGUCUUAUACCGUUUUCCUUGCUUUCAACGCUGCCGAUUUUGCCAACAAAUGGUUCCGAACCGUUCCUUCCGAUGAAGGUCUUCUCUCGCUCGGAGGAUACCUCAAGUUCUGGGGUUGGUCCUACAUCAUUGUCACCAUUGGACUUGGACUUUUGAAGAAGGAGGACAAGUCGCAAAACGAAGAUGGUGUCUGGGAUGUCUACCGCAUCAUGUGGGGUAUCCUGAAGCUUAAGAACGUUCAAACCAUCAUCAUUGUUCAUCUCAUCGCCAAGAUUGGCUUCCAAGCUAACGACGGUGUCACCAACUUGAAGCUCCUGGACAAGGGAUUCGGCAAGGACAACAUGGCUUUAACAGUUCUUAUUGAUUUCCCCUUCGAGAUCGGUCUGGGUUACUACGCCGGAAUGUGGUCUCAAAAGUACACUCCCAUGCGUCUUUGGUGCUGGGGUUUUGUUGGUAGACUUGUCGCCGCUCUAUCUGCCCAAUUUGUCGUCGCAAUCUUUCCUUCCGAGGGAGUCACAUCUUGGUAUCUAUUGGUGGUUAUUGCCGAGCACUUGUUCUCGACCUUUACCAACACCAUUAUGUUUGUUGCAGUCUCGGCUUUCCAUGCCCGAGUCUCGGAUCCUGUCAUUGGUGGUACCUACAUGACGCUCCUCGCAACUGUGUGCAACCUUGGUGGUACGUUCCCUAGGUACUUUGUUCUACAGCUCGUCGACAGCUUUACAGUGGCCACAUGUCACCCUGGCAAGUCUGGAGCAUCAGCAUUGAAGGGCACACUCGUCACCGAGGCAUUUUCAUGCGCAGUGCAGUCCGAAAAGGAGCGAUGUGAAGCCGGUGGCGGAAUAUGCGAAAUGACCCAUGAUGGAUAUUACACGGUAAACAUUCUCUGUGUAUUGUUUGGCGCUGCGACAUUCUUCUGGUACAUCAAGCCCAAGGUGAUGCAUCUCCAGAGUCUGCCAUUACGCGCAUGGAGAUUGACAAAUGAGAACAAGCGAUAA